Chionomys nivalis (European snow vole) is the source of this 3270-nucleotide messenger RNA. RefSeq names its product mucin 20, cell surface associated (gene Muc20). The transcript is spliced from 5 exons. Gene Ontology annotation, biological process: hepatocyte growth factor receptor signaling pathway. Lineage: Eukaryota; Metazoa; Chordata; Mammalia; Rodentia; Cricetidae. The coding region runs from base 1 to 3081 and encodes 1026 amino acids. The record is from RefSeq and is a predicted model, not a curated record.
AUGGGCUCUCUCUGGAGCUUAGCUGUGCCUCUCCUUCUCCUCUGCUUGAAGGCUGGAGUCGUUGCCAGCUCUGCAGGUCCCUCGCUCCAUCCGGAGCCCAGAGGCUUGGCUUGUGUCACAGAGUUGUACACAGCAGAACAAGGAGUGGAGGUGGGACUCAAAGCUGGCCUCACCUCCAGUUUGGAGGAAUGCAACAACAUCCUACGACCCGGACAAUGUGCCAUCCGGCGGCACCCAGGGCAUAAACGCAAACACCCAUGUGAAGUCAGCCUAUCGGGACUCACCAAGUUAUUCCCUCCCGACAUAGGCCUGAGCAUCGGCAGUUCUGCUCCUGUGGUGACAGUGAACAACACGGAAGUGCCUGCCUUCACUCAGAGGGACAGGCCCAGUUCAGCGGGGGCUUUCCAGACCACUGACCUUACUCAGUACGUUCCUCUAGAUGCUCAAACUCUGAGCGCUGAAACUGCUUCUAACACCUUAGCUGCAACCAGUACCAGCUCAGAGGUUAAUUCUGGGGACACCCAGACCAUCUCUCCUGCAACAGAAACAGGGAAGACACAGACCACCUGUCCUGCAGCGUCAGCCCUGGAUAUUCAGAUCACCUCCACUACAGCGUCAGCUCUGGAGACUCAGACCUCUUCCCUUGCAGCAUUUAGCAUAGAUACUCAGGCCUCCUCCCCUGCAGCAUCAUCGCUGGGCACCCAGACCAGUUCUUCAGCAGCAUCGUUAGACACACAGACCAUUUCUGCAUCAUCCCUGGACACACAGACCACUUCUGCAUCAUCCCUGGACACACAGACCACUUCUGCAGCAUCCCUGGACACACAGACCACUUCUGUAGCAUUAUUCCUGGACACACAGACCACUUCUGCAGCAUUAUUCCUGGACACACAGACCACUUCUGCAGCAUCCCUGGACACACAGACCACUUCUGCAGCAUCCCUGGACACACAGACCACUUCUGCAGCAUUAUUCCUGGACACACAGACCACUUUUGCACCAUCGUCCCUGGACACACAGACCACUUCUGCAGCAUCCCUGGACACACAGACCACUUCUGCACCGUCAUACCUGGACACACAGACCACUUCUGCAGCAUCCCUGGACACACAGACCACUUCUGCAUCAUCCCUGGACACACAGACCACUUCUGCACCAUCCCUGGACACACAGACCACUUCUGCAGCAUUAUUCCUGGACACACAGACCACUUCCUUUGAUGCAUCAUCCCCGGACACACAGACCACUUCUGCAUCAUCCCUGGACACACAGACCACUUCUGCAUCAUCCCUGGACACACAGACCACUUCUGCAGCAUUAUUCCUGGACACACAGACCACUUCUGCAGCAUUAUUCCUGGACACACAGACCACUUCUGCAGCAUCCCUGGACACACAGACCACUUCUGCAGCAUUAUCCCUGGACACACAGACCACUUCCUUUGAUGCAUUAUUCCUGGACACACAGACCACUUCUGCAUCAUCCCCAGACACACAGACCACUUCUGCAUCAUCCCUGGACACACAGACCACUUCUGUAGCAUUAUUCCUGGACACACAGACCACUUCUGCAGCAUUAUUCCUGGACACACAGACCACUUCUGCAUCAUCCCUGGACACACAGACCACUUCUGCAUCAUCCCUGGACACACAGACCACUUCUGCAUCAUCCCUGGACACACAGACCACUUCUGCAGCAUUAUUCCUGGACACACAGACCACUUCUGCAGCAUCCCUGGACACACAGACCACUUCUGCAGCAUCCCUGGACACACAGACCACUUCUGCAGCAUCCCUGGACACACAGACCACUUUCCCCACAACAGGCACCCUAGAGAACCAGACCAUCUUCCCUGUUGAACUGACCCAGACUAUUUCCCCCGUAACAGAGACCAGAACUCUUGCAAUAAAAACGCCUUCCGACUUCAUGGUUGUGCACCCCAACCCUACAGAUACUUCAGCUACAAGUGGCAGCCCCAAAGUAGAAAUGAGCACUCUCAAGACAGGCACAGUGAGUGACCCCGUAGACACUGUCUUUGACACCCUUUGUACGGAUGACAGCUCUGAAGAAGCUAGGAAGACCACAGUUGACCUCUUGACCUUGGCUCACACCUCCACAGAAGCUGAACACCUGACCUCAGAGAGCAGCUCCACCUUGGAGAACUCAGCUAGGGUCCUCACCAGCCCACAGGUCCUGGGACCCGACACUGCACCUCCAGCCAAGGACUUGGUUGCCGUCAGCAUCACCUCAGAAACAGAAACACCAACACCUGCCAUCAUCCCUGGUACCUCAGACACAAACCACAGCCCUACAGGGCCCUUGUCCACUUCUGAGAUGCUAACUUCGCCUCAGUCCCCUGAGGCAAAUCCACUUGGCCCCAAGACCACAAGUUCAUUUGGGACUCUGUUGACAACUGGUACCUCAGCUCUUGCCAUCACCCCAGAGGGCACACUGUCUACUAGUGACAUCACAGAGAGAGAAACAACAGCGGCUCAGACUCCUGCCUCUGGUGGGACUUUGGUGACAGUUACUACGAGCCCACUGAAAGAAACCUCAGCACUUUCUGUUGAGUCGCAAAGCCACACUGAGGUCUUGGGAACAAUUACAGUCUCCAGGGCUGCUGGAUCAACAAUGGCAGAAACAAUAUCCUCUGGUUCAACUUCAGACAGCAGUCCCUCAGCAGGGGCCACCACCAAGGGCUCUCCCACCUCAGAGACUUUAACCACCGAUGAUAGAACCAGCAGCUCCUCCCUCGCAGGUAGUAGCCCUCUUCCUUUUGUCUAUUCAAGUACAGCCAGCGCCAGCAAAAACCCGAACAUCACCUUAGCCAAGACCACAGCCUCACCAGAGACCCCAGGGAUGCCCUCACCAUCUACACCCACUACUUCUUGGACAAGGAGAACCCCAAAACAUGAUCCAGGUGAAGAUGGCGGCUUCCUCCUUGUACGGGUGAGUGUGGCCUCCCCUGAGGACCUCACUGAACCCAAAGCCGCAGAGAAGCUGAUGCACCAGCUCAGCUGCGAACUGCACACCCACAUGCCACUCAUCCAAGUGUCCGUACUGAGCGUCAGAAGGGGCUGAAGGAUGUUAGCUGCAACCAGGCAUGCCCUCCACACCGGAAGAAGAGUUCUGCUAUUUGUGGCCCAGGCCCAAACCAACCAAAGCCAUGGUACUGUGCCAUGGACCAAGGUCAGCUGACUUGGGAACCCGACCCCACACCUGACCACAAGACAUUUGUCCACUCCACCUGACGGUGUGUGCAAGGGGAGA